Messenger RNA from Parasteatoda tepidariorum (common house spider), 3324 nucleotides. RefSeq names its product medium-chain acyl-CoA ligase ACSF2, mitochondrial. The record is from RefSeq and is a predicted model, not a curated record. Gene Ontology annotation, molecular function: medium-chain fatty acid-CoA ligase activity. NCBI's taxonomy places the organism in Eukaryota, Metazoa, Arthropoda, Arachnida, Araneae, Theridiidae. Gene Ontology annotation, biological process: fatty acid metabolic process.
CCAAAUCAAUAAUAAAAUAACUUGUUUCACUCUUGUUUCUUCUUCAAUCGAAAUAUCUAAUCAGAAAAUUCUGCGGAGCGGGAUACUAAAUUACUCUUUAAUUUCAAAGACUUCGCUUUGAUGAUAUUCAGAAAAAUGAAAGUAAAUUCACUUAUUCGUACCAUCCAUGGAUUUAAACGCAACUAUACCGUUAUUAGGUACUUUAGCGGUGCGGUACCACAAAAGGAAAACAGAAGUUAUUAUUUUAAAAAUGGAGCAAUUCCCUUGACUCCCAUAACUUUAGGCAACCUUUUAGAUACCGCUGCUGAUACAUACGGAGAUAGCAUUGCAUUUGCUUCAAAUCAUCAAGGAAUAUCAAAGACAUACUUAGAAUUUAAAAAAGAGGUAGAAACUUUAGCCUCAGGAUUCAUAGCUUGUGGUUUGAAAAGAGGGGAUCGAAUAGCUAUCUACAGUCCAAAUUGUUACGAAUGGUCUCUUACCCAAUUUGCAGCAGGAAAAGCUGGCUUGAUUUUGAGGUACUCUGCGAUUUAAAGAUGUGUCGGAUUCCAGAAACAAAGAGAGUGAUACCCUACUAACACAGACAGAGAAAUUAAUACAGUGUGAUGAUCCUGUAAACAUUCAAUUUACCUCGGGUACAACAAGCUUGCCAAAAGGAGCUGUUCUUACACAUCACAAUAUCAUUAACAAUGCUAUAUAUUCAGCACGGCGUGCUCAGUUUGAUUUGAUGAGACCAAUUUUGUGUUGCCAAGUACCUCUCUUCCAUACGUUCGGUUGUGUUAUAGGGACAUUGAGCCCCAUUCUUCAUGGUGGUACAAUUGUUUUUCCAAGUGCUGGGUUCGAUUCCAUAGAAAGCUUAAAAACUAUAGAAAAGUACAGAUGCAACGUUCUAUUUGGAACUCCAACAAUGAUAAUAGACAUUGUCAAGAAUUACAAGCUUCUUCAUCAUGACAUUAGUUCACUUAAACAAGUAACUAUAGGAGGAUCUCCUGCACCAGGUGGGCUUUUAAAAGAAUUACAAAAUGACUUGAAAAUUCAGAAAGUUCAAAUAGCUUAUGGUUUAACCGAAACUAGCCCUGUUAUAAGUUUAACAAAUCUAAAUGAAGGCAAGGAAGCUAUGAUAAGUGAUUUUCUGGAACCUAUAGAGGAACUCGAGUUGAAAAUCAUUGAUGAAGAGGGCCGAAUAGUUCCGAUAAACACAAAAGGAGAAGUUCUGGCUAGAGGCUAUUCAAUAUUUUCUGGCUAUUGGAACGACAAAGUUAAAACAGAAGAGGCUAUUGAUAAAUCAAAAUGGUUUCAUACUGGAGAUAUUGGUGUACUGAAUGAGAAAGGUCAUCUGAAAAUUGAUGGAAGAAUAAAAGACAUGGUCAUACGAGGGGGAGAAAACAUUUAUACAUCUGAAGUCGAGAGUUUCUUAAGUACUCACCCAGCAAUUCUCGAAGUUCAAAUUUGCGGCGUACCAGACGAAAGAUUGGGAGAAGAAUUAUGUUGCUGGAUACAUGUUAAAUCUGGAAUGAAUCUUACAGAAGAAGAGGUCCGUAACUUCUGCAAAGAAAAGAUCAGCAAUUAUAAGAUUCCACGCUAUAUCAUGUUUAUUGAAACAUUUCCAAGGACAGCAAGUGGAAAAAUUAAGAAAAAUGAAAUGACGAGAAUUUCUAAAGAACAAUUAAAUUUAUAACAUAUUUAAGAAGUUACUUAAUUAUUCUGUUACAAUUAUUAUUUAUAGGUAUCUGCUUAACUACGGUGUCUAUUUGAAAAAGGAAAAUAGUAAUUUUGGCUCUAAGUCUAUCUAGUAAAUUCAUUAUCAUCCUGUAAAAAAACUAGUAAAACGUAAAUUUUCCUUCUUAUCCUUUUGUUUGUCUUUAUAGUUUUUUUCUCAAAAGUAUCGGUGAAAAGAAAUUGACAGCAUUAUUAAUUAAAAUCCUUAUUAGAGACAAAAGAAAAAUAUUGAAACAAACUUAAUAUAACAGCAUUAUAUAACAGCAUAUAACAGCAUUAUAAAAUCAUUAAUUUAACAAAUUUUAAUAAAACUGCUGAGAAAAAUCGAAUUCUUACUUUUUUCUACCGCAUUGCAAUACUUAUUUGUAUAAUGUGGGAAAAAAAGCGAGGACUCUGAAUAACUUUUAAACCCACUAUCGGAGUUUUGCGUACCAGGUAUCACUCUUAACCGAUUCGAGAUCAUAACCUCAAAUAUACAAAUUAAUCAGUGCAGGCGAUAUUUUAAGUUGCGAGAUUAUACAUAAAAGCGUACUUUCUCUGAAUAAACAUCAGGAGAGCGGUUGAAGGAUUGCGCCCCUUAAUGUUAAUGAAUGUUAAUUACACUUUUUAUGUAUAGCUCAAGUACUGGUUAAGUGAAUCAAAACAGAUUCACACAGAAUAAAAAAAUUAGUUUUUCCAAAGUAAUGUAAAAAAUUAUUUUUCAUUAUUUAUUUACUUAUGGUAGAAAAAGAAACUUGAAUGAUAAUUAAAGGCAUACAAAUUCUUACAUUAAUUUAAUAUGCUUAAUUUUAAUUGAAAAAUCCAAAAUUUAAACUAAAUCGAUGAAAUAGCUGGUCAGAAAUAAAAAUUUAAAAAUUUGAUUUCUUUGUGAUGGGGAACUAAUUAAGUAAAUUAAUUAACAUAUUAAAAGUAAAUAAAUUAACAUAUUUACAAUAAGAGUCCCAAUCUUUCGACCGCUUACCUGCAUUAAAAAGUGGGACCAAAUUUUCCAGUUUUUGGCUACCCUCUCCCCACAUUUUGAGAGUCAACGAUUCGAAACUGCCAAAAAAAAGCAUGUUUAUUAUGAAAAAGUACUUUUAUUUUGUCUGACUUGGUCUGCACUGAUUAAUUAACAUGUUUAAAAUUAGGCCCUGUAACCACGAAAUUCAAAUUCCUUUCGCGUACUGAAAUUAAAUCGCAGUACGCGAAAAAUUAUUCAGCGUGUUCGCUCUUUCAUUUAUUUAUUUGCUCUGUGAUAUACUUGUAUAGUUAAAAAAUGCGAGUGAUGAAAAAUGUAGAAUACUUUUCAGAAUUUUAGAUGUUGUUAUCUCCGACGAAUCAAUCACCUAUGCGAAAAUCAAUAAUAUUUAAUAAAAAUUAUAUAAAAAUUAAAACAGAAAAAAAGUCGACUGAUCUGCUAAUAAAAUAUUAGUUUUUAAAGAGUUUUUUCUUCUGUAUCUCGAAUGAAGUAUUUUCUAAGUUUUUUGCACUUUAAAUUUUGUAAAACAUGUAUUAUUUCAUUCGCAGUUAAAGGAAAUGUAAAUGUAUUUCUGUUUUAAAUGUAUUUUUACAUUAUAAGAAUGUAAUGUAAUGUUAUAAGAAAUGUAAUAUAUUUAUGUUUUUAAAAUG